Molecule: messenger RNA, 3109 nt
Organism: Tupaia belangeri chinensis (Chinese tree shrew)
Lineage: Eukaryota; Metazoa; Chordata; Mammalia; Scandentia; Tupaiidae
Gene: INTU
Product: inturned planar cell polarity protein
Exons: 16
Coding region: 139-2928 (929 amino acids)
Biological process (GO): cilium assembly; establishment of planar polarity; nervous system development
Cellular component (GO): cilium; cytoplasm
Molecular function (GO): protein binding
Source: RefSeq, a predicted model, not a curated record
CAACCCUAGAGUCCACCAAUUGCAGCAAAGGACUCGUGGUCACGUGGCCUCUUCCUCUCCCGAGGAGAGUCAACAUGGCGGCUUAGCGAGCUGUAGCUGCAAGAUUUGAAUUAGUCCACUUGUUGCGGCAUCCCACGGAUGGCGUCUGCGGCCGUGUGCGAUCCGCGUCGGAGCCCAUACGAGCUCCCCGGGGACGCUUCUUCACAGGAAGAUGAGGACUGCGUCUCCUCCGCGAGCAGCGAUUAUGAUGACCUUGAGCCUGAAUGGCUGGACAAUGUGCAGAAAAGUGGAGAGCUGUUUUAUUUAGAAUUGAGUGAAGAUGAAGAAGAAAGCCUCCUUCCUGAGACACCUGCUGUGAACCGCGUCAGGUUCAGUGAAAAUGAGAUUAUCAUUGAAGGGGAUGAUUACAAAGAAAGAAAAAAGUAUGAGCCAAAACUCAAGCGGUUCACUAAAAUUUUAAAAAGUAAAAGACUUUUACCCAAGCGCCACAAUAAAAAAAAUAGCAAUGACAAUGGGCCAGUAUCCAUUCUAAAGCAUCAGUCCAAUCAGAAGACAGGAGUCAUUGUCCAACAGCGGUACAAAGACGUGAAUGUUUAUGUAAAUCCCAAAAAGCUUACUGUCACCAAAGCUAAAGAGCAAUUCAAGCUUCUAGAAGUGUUGGUUGGAAUUAUCCAUCAGACCAAGCGGAGCUGGCGAAGGACUGGAAAACAGGGUGAUGGAGAGAGGCUUGUGGUCCAUGGCCUGCUGCCAGGAGGAUCUGCUAUGAAGAGUGGCCAGAUAUUAAUUGGUGACGUUCUUAUUGCUGUGAAUGAUGUUGACGUGACCACUGAAAACAUAGAGAGAGUUCUGUCUUGUAUUCCUGGACCUAUGCAGGUGAAACUGACACUUGAAAAUGCAUAUGCUGUGAAAAAGGAAACGACUCAACCAAGACAGAAAAAGGCACAGUCGAACAUAAAUGAUUUAGUUAAACUUUUAUGGGGAGAAGAGGUUGAAGGUAUCCAGCAGAAUGUCCUCAACACUCCCCAUAUUAUUAUGUAUCUCACACUGCAGCUUGACUCAGAAUCAUCAAAGGAAGAGCAGGAAAUUCUUUAUCAUUAUCCAACAUCUGAAGCAGCUCAGAAACUGAAAAGCGUGAGAGGAAUUUUUCUCACACUCUGUGACAUGCUGGAAAAUGUAACUGGGACACAAGUUACUAGCUCAUCCCUCUUUUUAAAUGGGAAACAAAUUAAUGUAGCUUAUUGGAAAGACUCUGACAAGUUGUUGUUAAUUGGCCUGCCUGCUGAAGAAGUCCCUCUUCCUCAGCUAAAGAAUAUGACAGAAAGUGUUGUCCAAACCUUGAAAUUUAUGUAUGGCUCGUUAGAUAACGCCUUUUGCCAGGUUGAGAAUGUUCCUCGUUUGGAUCAUUUUUUUAACUUGUUCUUCCAAAGAGCACUUCAGCCUGCCACACUGCAUGCCAAUGCCAGUGCCCAGCAGUAUGAUGCUUCCAGUGCAGUACUUCUAGACAGUCUUCCUGGAGUUCGGUGGCUCACACUUCCACGGGAAGUCAAGAUGGAAUUAGACACGGCAUUAAGUGACUUGGAGGCUGCAGAUUUUGCAGAACUGUCUGAGGAUUAUUAUGACAUGAGGAGGCUAUAUACCAUUUUGGGGUCUUCUCUAUUUUACAAGGGUUAUUUGAUAUGCAGCCAUUUGCCUAAGGACGAUCUUAUUGAUAUUGCUGUAUACUGUCGCCACUAUUGCUUGCUGCCUUUAGCAACAAAACAAAAAAUUGGUCAGCUGAUAAUAUGGAGAGAAGUGUUUCCUCAACAUCACCUCCAACCUUCUGCAGACUCAAACGCUGAAGUCUUUCAGGAACCUGAAGGGAGAUAUUUUUUGCUAAUUGUUGGUUUGAGACAUUAUAUGUUAUGUGUACUAUUAGAAGCUGGAGGCUGUGCAUCAAAAGCUAUUGGGAAUCCUGGGCCAGACUGUAUAUAUGUGGAUCAAGUUAAAACCACUCUUCACCAGCUGGAAGGAGUAGAUUCCCGCAUAGAGGAAUGGCUAGCAUCUUCUCCAGGCCCCUGUUUGUCUUGUGCUGACUGGUUCCUUGUUGGAUCACGUGAAAAAACAGAUAGUUUUACUACUUCACCUAUCUUAAGCAAACUACAAGGUACUUCCAAAGUAGCAACCUCUCCAACAUGCAGAAGAAACCUUUUUGGUGACUAUUCUUUGAAGACACGUAGGCCCAGUCCUUCCCGAAGCAGUGGAGGAUCUGACAAUGGUUGUGAAGGUGGAGAAAGUGUUGGCCUGAGUCCCCACAAUGCACUGGAUGUGGUACGGAAGCAAAGAGAAUCUCAGGGCUCUGAUGGUUUAGAAGAAAGUGGGACCUUUCUUCAGCUCACUAAAAAGAAGUCUGCUCUUCCAAAUCCAUUUCACUUGGGAAACUUGAAAAAGGAGCUCUCAGAAAAAGAACUGGAAAUAUAUAACAGUAUGAAAUUGACAUCUGGUCCUGAGAACACACUUUUCCACUAUGUUGCCUUAGAAACAGUACAAGGAAUCUUUAUUACUCCUACCCGUGAAGAGGUGGCACAGCUAAGCGGCUCUAUUCACUCUCAGCUAAUAAAGAAUUUCCAUCAGUGUUGUCUUUCUAUUCGUGCAGUUUUCCAACAAACAUUGGUGGAAGAGAAAAAGAAAACAUUAAAUAGUGGUGAUCAUUCGGGUUCUACAAACCCAAUGUCAUCUCUUAAGCCUGUGAGAGAACAUGGUGUACUGUUUGAAUGCUCACCUGAAAACUGGACUGAUCAGAAAAAAGCACCACCAAUUAUGGCUUACUGGGUAGUAGGGAGACUCUUUCUCCAUCCAAAACCUCAAGAACUUUACGUCUGUUUUCAUGAUUCAGUCACAGAAAUUGCCAUUGAAAUGGCUUUUAAAUUGUUCUUCGGAUUGACCUUGUAGCUGUUAUUCCUGAUGCACAGCAACACAAGCAUGGAACAUUGAACACUACUAGAUUGCUGAAAUCCAUACACAAAACGAUAAGGUUUAGCUGCUUUCAACCAUUCAGUAUUGAACAUAAACUUGUUAAGUACUAAAAUGAAAUGCUCUUGGAUUUGAUGCAUUGAAUCUUACAUAUUGUAGA